AUGGAGAGAGAGGUGGCAUACCACAGAAGUGGGGGAAGUGCCAAGAUCCAGCAGUAUGAAAGCAGUUUUGGACCUCAGCGCAAGAAAAUGCGAAAAGCAACGUAUGAAAAUACGGAACAGGCAGUCCUACAAUGGUUUAAGGCCGCCCGAGAUAAGAACAUUCCCGUAUCUGGUCCCCUUCUAAUGGCAAAGUCUGAGGAAUUUGCUACCCAGCUCGGCGACACACAGUUUAAAUGCUCCACGGGUUGGCUGGAUAGAUUCAAAGAACGUCAUGCUAUAACUUUCAAACGCUUGUUCUUUCGUCUACUACCUGAUAAAACUUUAGAGUUUAAAUGUGUAGACUGCCACGGGGGCAAAAGCAGCAAAGAUAGGCUAACUGUGCUCGCUUGUGCGAACAUGUCUGGUUCAGACAAGUUGCCUUUGCUGGUCAUAGGGAAGGCAAAAAACCCUAGAUGCUUCAAAAACGUGAAAAGUUUACCAACAUCAUACGAAGCGAACAGUAAAGCCUGGAUAACUUCAGAGCUUUUUACGAACUGGGUUCGUAAACUUGACAGGAAGUUCCACUAUCAAGGGAGAAAGGUUGCCUUGGUAGUGGACAACUGCCCAGCGCAUCCCAAAGUAACGGGACUUAAAGCUGUCAGUCUGAUUUUCUUGCCCCCUAACACAACCAGCAAAACUCAGCCAAUGGACCAGGGCAUUAUUCAAAACCUGAAAGUCCAUUACAGGAAACUGGUCAUUCUGAGGCAGCUGAAAGCAAUUGAAAAUCAGACAGAGCUCACUAUUAGUGUCCUUGACGCUAUGCGUAUGCUCAAUCAAGCCUGGGCAAAAGUCUCGGAAAAAACAAUUCAGAAUUGUUUUCGACAUGCCAACUUCACCAGUGCACCCGAAGAAGAGGCCGUGUCCGAAGAUGAAGACCCUGACGAUGACAUCCCAUUGGCUGCCCUCCGCUUGAGAAUUCCCCUUGAUGAGUAUGCUGGAGUUGAUGACAACCUAGAGACAUCUGAGGCCACUACAGACGCUGCGAUUGUAGAAAAUAUCCUUUCGGCGGGAAGAAACUGUGACGAGGACGCCGGUGAAGAUGACGAAGACGACGUACAGGCACCACCAGUCAAAAAGCCACCUAUGAAAGCAGUUUCAAGUGCAGUUGAACUCAUCUGCACCUGGGCAGAGAUGACCGAAAACACAAGUGACCUACUUCCCACACUGCAGAAAAUUCAGCAGCGUAUUACUGUGUUGCUGAACGUGAUAUUCAUUGAAAAAGUGAUUUUCUAA
Messenger RNA from Saccostrea cuccullata (small rock oyster), 1272 nucleotides. RefSeq names its product tigger transposable element-derived protein 4-like. The coding region runs from base 1 to 1272 and encodes 423 amino acids. Gene Ontology annotation, molecular function: DNA binding. Gene Ontology annotation, cellular component: nucleus. The record is from RefSeq and is a predicted model, not a curated record. The transcript is spliced from 3 exons. NCBI's taxonomy places the organism in Eukaryota, Metazoa, Mollusca, Bivalvia, Ostreida, Ostreidae.